Molecule: messenger RNA, 3114 nt
Organism: Carya illinoinensis
Lineage: Eukaryota; Viridiplantae; Streptophyta; Magnoliopsida; Fagales; Juglandaceae
Product: nucleolin-like
Exons: 11
Coding region: 99-2714 (871 amino acids)
Cellular component (GO): nucleus
Molecular function (GO): mRNA binding
Source: RefSeq, a predicted model, not a curated record
GGAUCGAAGCCUCCACAAUUGGCCAUUUAUUACGAAAGGAGAGAAUUUUACCUUGCUUGACUUACGAUUCGCUUGCAGUCCAAUCGUCUUGGGUCAGCAUGAGGACUCGUAAUUCGGAUACACCGAAAUCGGCGACCCCCAAGAAGACGCCGCCGUCGAGAAAAUCCGCCACCAAAACGCCUCCGAAUCCUCCCGAGCCGGCCUUGGAAUCGCCUGCUCCGAAGCCCGCCGAGACGAAGCGUGGGGCGGCCACCAAAACGAAGCAGGUGAAGAAGAACGAGACCACACCCUCACCUAGCGCUUCGGAUUCGAAAGCAGAAGGGCCAUCGGUCGCCGAGGAGCCCAAAGCAUCAGCUGAUGCUGCCCAGCCUCAGGUGACACCAGGAACGAAAGUUGUGGCAAAAAAGUCUUCGGUGAAGAGGAUGACUGGGAGAACUAAAACGCCCGUUUCCAAGAAAGCUGUAAUGGUGCAGACACCCAAAUCUGGGGACUCUGAUAAGGAAAAACUUGAACACUCGCAGGAGGAGAAUGUUGAGUGUAUGGGUAAGGAUGAAGCCACUGUUGAAAAUGUUGGAGAGCCUAAGAAGAACGAAGAAACUGUGAUGGAAUCGGGAAAGCCUACUGCUGAAAAUGCUGGUGAACCUGUGAUAAAGGAAGGAAGUGCUAUGGAAUUGGAUGAACCUGCUGUUGAGAUGGCUCGAGAAUCUGCAAGGAAUAAAAAAAUCACAGCGGAAGUGGAAGAACAUGCAGGCGAAAAGAUUGGCGGAUCUGCAAAGAAGGAAGAAAGAGCAAAGGAAGUGCAGGUGGCUCAUGUUGUGAAUGUUGGAGGUUCUUCAAAGCAAGAGUCUGUUGUUGCAAGGGUUGGGAAAUCACUUGAGAAUGAGGGGACUGAUGGCGCAAAGGAGCGUGAAGUAGUUAUGAAAGAGAAAGAGGAGACAGGGGAUUUUGGCAAUAAGGAGGGAACCAAUGUGGUUUGUGUUAACAUGGAAGGGAAAUCCAUAGAAGAGUCUCGAGGAGAAGAUACCCAACCUGCAAAGGACUAUGGCAGUGAUGAGGGAAUGGAGUAUUAUGGUGAUAGACUAGACCUUGGUGAACAUGGGGAGGAAGAGCUUGCUGAGGAUGAUCCAGACGAGGCUGCUGAAGAUACUGAGGCACUGCAAGAAGAACGCAGGGAACUAACGGCUGCUGCAAAGGAACGUCGGCAUAAUAAAGAGCAUGAGAUAUUUGUCGGUGGAUUGGAUCGGGAUGCAGAGGAGGAAGAUUUGAGAAAGGUGUUUGAAAGGAUGGGAGGGGUAGUUGAAGUUAGGUUGCAUAAGGAUCCAUCUACCAAUAAGAACAAAGGGUAUGCAUUUGUGAAGUUUGCUAAUAAGGAGCAUGCUAAGCGGGCUUUGUCAGAAAUGAAGAACCCUGUUAUACGUGGAAAGCGAUGUGGAACUGCACCCAGUGAGGACAGUGACACGCUGUUUCUGGGUAAUAUCUGCAACACUUGGACAAAGGAAGCUAUCAAACAGAAGUUGAAAGAAUAUGGUGUGGAAGGUGUUGAAAACAUCACCCUUGUCUCGGAUGUUCAACACGAGGGGUUGAGCCGGGGUUUUGCAUUCCUUGAGUUUUCUUGUCAUGUAGAUGCCAUGCUUGCUUACAAGAGGCUUCAAAAGCCUGAUGUUAUUUUUGGCCACCCUGAGAGAACUGCCAAAGUAGCUUUUGCUGAUCCCUUACGUGAGCCUGACCCGGUGAUCAUGGCCCAAGUGAAGUCAGUGUUUCUUGAUGGGCUUCCACCGUACUGGGAUGAAGACCAUGUUAGGGAGAAGCUUAAAGGUUAUGGAGAUAUUGUACAAAUUGUCCUGGCUCGGAAUAUGUCAACAGCGAAGAGAAAAGAUUUUGGAUUCGUUGAUUUCUCAGCCCAUGAAGCUGCUGUAGCGUGUGUUGCUGGCAUAAACAGUACACAACUGGGUGAUGGGAAGGUGAAAGUGAAAGCAAGGCUCUCAAAUCCUUUGCCCAAAACACAGGCGGUGAAGGGUGGACUCUGUGGUGGAUUUAGAAUUGGCCACGGCAAUGGUUUAGCGACUUCAAACUUUGGAAGGGGGUUUGGGCGGCGAGGGCAGCCCUUCUCCCGUUCAAAUUUCCAAUGGAACAGGGGUUUCUAUCAAGGUGGACGUGGGCAAACUGGUAGAAUGGGUUUUCUGAAUCAGUAUGAUUUUGGUCAUCCACACACCGAUUUUCAUGGGAGACACUUUACUGGACAAGGAGGAAGAAGGGAUUCAUACAGAGGCGGUAAUUACACUUCUGGAGUGGGAGCUGCAGUUGCUCCCCCAUCAAGACCUAAUCUUGAUCGACCCUGGCAUAGUGCCCCUGAUAGGGGCCGUGGGAUGCAUUUUCCUUCUAGGAGGCAACCAUAUUCUCCGGAAGGACACUUUGACAGACAUGCCAUUGGGGGGCACUUUGAUGGCCCUUAUCUCUAUGAUGAGAAUGGACAUGGAAUGAAGCGGCCAUUUUAUAUGACAGACCAUGAUUCUCAUUACAUGGAGCCUAAAAGGUUUCGCUCGCGUUUGGAUUACACCGAUCCAUCAGCUUUUCAUGGAAGCGGCUUUCAUGAUAAUUAUGGAGCUGGCAGCAGUAUUUACCCUCAUGAUUAUUAUGGCCCUGAUUAUGGUGGAGGUUCAUAUUCAUCUUUCCAUGGGAGUGACCGCCCAUAUGGCGGUGGCUAUUACUAUUAGAUUCUCGGCCAGGUGGGCUUGGAAAUGAGGCAUACACUUCAUAAAUGAUGAACAAGUGACUUGCUGUUAGAAAGCAAACGAUGCCAUCUAAUCACAGUCCUGACUGCAUCGGAAAAGUUGGAAGUGGCAUUAUAUAUUUCCUGCAUGUCUAUAUACUACUUUUCAUCCCAGUCCCUCACCUAUCUUUACUCUUUGGUUUUCUCUAUGAACUUUUUGGUAGAAUAUCCUGAAUAUUGAUGUUUCUAGUUUAGGUGGAGAUUCAAUGGACUUGCCUCUUUAGCCUUAGGUGUGAAAAUCUUGGGGAUUGCUGAUAUGAGCUGUAGUGCUAAAGGGCAAGAAUUUCUUUCCUUCUAUGUUGAUGAUACUAUGUGUUGAUGCUUAAAGAAAACAGAUUGGAUUA